AUGCAGCAUCAUCCAGGUUCUUGGUAUUUAGGCCCAUGGGGCGUACCUUUGCAAAAAAUGUUAGCAGUGCCGUUUAAUCCUACAGCAGCAGGAUAUCAACCUCCUCAAAUUACUUCAGCUGCUGUAGGACAGACCACAUCUCAAGGAACAUCGCCACAAGCACACAAUCAACAGACAUCACAUCCAUACUCUGCAGCAGCACAUCAUCAUCCUUUGCAUCAAGCUAUGCAUCAUAAUCAUGCAGCUCAUGCCAUUCAUCAACAGCUGAAUCAACAAUUACAUCCUGCAGCUGCUGCAGCAAUGUUCACACCAUUGACUUUGAGAAGUUUCGUUACUCAUCCUCAUUUAAAUUUGAGUCAACAGACAAUACCGACUGCAGGGCAACCACAACAACCAAUAACAAAUCAGACGCAAUCACAAUUAACUGCAUUAAACUUAAAUAAUGUCGGCAUUGUACCUGUUCGACAAACGACCACACCAACUAAUACUCCUGGAAUAAUUUUGCCUAUGCGGAAGAUCUUAAUGACUGAGAAAGAGAAAUCAAAACUCGUUUCAACAGAAAAGCGGAAAGCAGCCGAAGAAACAGAAGACUUAAAAAAGGAUUUAAAAAAGGCAAAACUCGAAACUAAAGCUUUAAAAGCCAAAAGACCUGGAUUCACAGAUGAUAGAUAUUAUGAAACAUCAUAUUACAUUGAAAAUGGUUUACGUAAAGUAUAUCCAUACUACUUCACUUUUACGACUUUCACCAAAGGUCGUUGGGUUGGUGAAAAGAUUCUCGAUGUAUUUGCACGCGAAUUUCGAGCUCAUCCGGCAGAAGAGUAUGAGCGAUGCAUAAAAGCUGGAACAUUGACUGUUAAUUAUGAAAAAGUGCCAAUAGAAUACAAACUGAAACAUAAUGAUCUCUUAGCUAAUGUUGUACACAGACAUGAAGUUCCAGUAACUAGUCAACCAAUCGCAAUAGUGUUCAUGGACGAUGAUAUUGUGGUUGUGAAUAAACCAGCAUCUAUACCCGUUCAUCCAUGCGGUCGAUAUCGCCAUAACACAGUAGUUUUUAUCCUCGCAAAAGAAUAUAAUUUGAAAAAUUUACGAACAAUACAUCGACUGGAUCGUCUAACAUCGGGCUUGUUAUUAUUUGGUCGAAGUCCAAAGAAAGCAAGACAAAUGGAACAUCAAAUUAGAAAUCGACAAGUGCAGAAACAAUAUGUUUGUCGAGUAGAAGGAGAAUUUCCCGAGGGAAUUAUUGAAUGUAAAGAACCUAUUGAAGUAGUAAGCUAUAAAAUCGGUGUAUGUAAAGUAUCGCCAAAAGGUAAAGAUUGUACGACAACUUUUGAGAAAUUGGGAUAUAACGGAACGACAAGUGUGGUUCUUUGUAAGCCCCUUACGGGCCGAAUGCAUCAAAUUCGUGUUCACCUCCAAUACCUUGGUUAUCCAGUAGUAAAUGACCCACUAUAUAAUCAUGAUGUUUUUGGACCAAGUAAAGGAAAAGGUGGAGAUAUUGGAGGCAAGACAGAUGAACAACUUGUCCGCGAUUUAAUAAAUAUUCAUAAUGCUGAAAAUUGGCUUGGAAUUGAUGGCGAUUCAGAUCUUUCAAUGUUUAAUAAAUCAAUGGGUUCAGAUAUAGAUGACAGCUUAAGUGUCACAAAUAAAGGAAAUCCAUUAAGUGAUGAUGAUUGUGAAUCAGUAUCACGUGAAGCAUCACCAUGCUCUGAAAGUCCACGGCCUAUUUCUGUCGGUAGUGAAAGUCCUAAUGAAAAUAUUUGUACAAUGCCCAACCAAAUGAACAAUAACAUUGAUAACAAUAAGAUUAGUAGUAAUGUUCAACUCCAUAGCGGAAAUAUUCGAGUAAUACGAGAGCAGAAGGUGGGUGUAACAGUUGCAACACAGACAGGUCACGAAUCACCAGAUUUAACAUUUAAUACAGAUAAAAUGACGACCGACAAGCAUUGUUAUGAAUGCAAAGUGCGUUACAAGGACCCGAAACCGCAGGACUUGGUGAUGUAUUUGCAUGCUUGGAAAUAUAAGGGCCCUGGCUGGGAUUACGAAACUGAACUUCCAGAGUGGGCACGAGUGGAUUGGAAAGAAAAUCAAUGA
Chironomus riparius is the source of this 2091-nucleotide messenger RNA. Lineage: Eukaryota; Metazoa; Arthropoda; Insecta; Diptera; Chironomidae. The record is from the annotation of a GenBank genome assembly.